Molecule: messenger RNA, 784 nt
Organism: Macrobrachium nipponense
Lineage: Eukaryota; Metazoa; Arthropoda; Malacostraca; Decapoda; Palaemonidae
Product: ras-related protein Rab-32B-like
Exons: 6
Coding region: 155-586 (143 amino acids)
Biological process (GO): endosome to lysosome transport; phagosome-lysosome fusion
Cellular component (GO): late endosome; lysosome; phagocytic vesicle
Molecular function (GO): GTPase activity; GTP binding
Source: RefSeq, a predicted model, not a curated record
GGCUGUAAUACGACGCUACACAGAAGGCCACUUCAGUCCCUACUACAAGCUUACCAUAGGGGUGGAUUUUGCAGUUAAAACUUUGGAUUGGGACCCCAAAACUAAGGUCAAUCUGCAGCUAUGGGACAUUGCUGGUCAUGAGAGAUUUGGACAUAUGACAAGGGUCUACUAUAAAUAUGCGGUGGCAGCUAUUGUUGUAUUUGAUCUCUCAAGACCUCCGACCUUUGAAGCUGUUCUUAAAUGGGUCAGUGACAUAAGGGAGAAGGUCACCCUGAAUGAUGGCAGACCUCUUCCUGUCCUGCUUCUGGCCAACAAGUGUGAUAUUGAGUCUAUCAGUAUUCAGCCAGAAGUGAUUAAAAACUUCUGCAAGCAGCACCUCAUUGAUGCUUGGUUCCUAACAUCUGCCAAAGAAGACAUUAAUAUUGAGGAUGCCAUGAAAUGGCUUGUGGGUCGCAUCCUUGAGGUUCGUUCGACUUCCCAGGCACCAAGGCCAUUGUCCGAACCCUUGCCCCAGAAGAGCCUCCAGAAAAGCCAACAUCAUUUUGUUGCAGAUGAGGGAUAUGGAAAAAAAUUGUUGUGUUGGUAAAAUGGUGAGGAUUCACCGAGUUUUUCAAUUGAGCUGUAUGCUGGAGUUCAGCUGGUACAGCAUCCUGUUGUGUAGCCCGGCUGGGAAGCGGCAACAUUCUUGUGGAUGGCGGGAGCCGUGUGUUGGGCAUUGGUUCUAGAUUUUUGGAUGGGUACUAACAAGGUUUAAAUUUCUUUUGAUAUAUUUUUUUUUUGUGCC